AUACAUCAUUUUUUUCUCUCGAGAUUGAUAUAAAUCGAAUAAACCGUUAACGAGUUCAAAUUAAUUUUCGGCCCUGUGACCCUGUCCUAUAUAAUGUGGAAGAGCCCGCGCAUUUUUAAUACAGUUGCAGCAAUGUGUUUGAAGCAUCACAUUCUCAGAAACACAAGAAACAUACUUCUUACAUCGUCUCUUAAAACAUUCUCUUCAUCACAAAACCAAAGACAUUAUCAUACAUUCUCUAAUCAACACAAUUUUAAUGAUGUAAUAGCAUCAAACAAGUUGAUAACUAAUUACAUUCGAUGUAAUGAUCUGGGUUCAGCUCUUAAAGUGUUUGAAUCAAUGCCAGUUAAGAGUACUGUUACUUGGAAUUCAAUCUUGGCGGGGUAUUUGAAAAAGCCCGGGAAAGUUGUCGAGGCCCGGAAGGUGUUUGAUGGAAUUCCUGAACCGGAUAAUGUGUCGUGUAAUACGAUGCUUGCUUGUUAUGUGAAUAAUGGGGAAAUGGGUGCUGCUUGGAGGUUUUUUGGGGAAAUGGGGUUUAGAGAUAUUGCGUCGUGGAAUACUAUGAUUUCUGGUUUUUCGAAGAGUGGGAUGAUGAGUGAGGCUUGUAGGCUUUUUGAGGUGAUACCGGAGAAGAAUGAUGUGACUUGGAAUGCAAUGAUUUCAGGGUAUGCUGAGUCGGGGGAUUUGGAGUCGGCUGUGAGGUUGUUUGGGAUUGCUCCGGUGAAGAGUGUGGUAGCGUGGACAGCGAUGGUGAGUGGGUAUAUGAAGUGUGGGAGAGUGGAGGUGGCGAAGAAGGUGUUUACUGAGAUGCCUGUGAAGAAUGUGGUUACGUGGAAUUCGAUGAUUGCUGGAUAUGUUGAAAAUGGUCGAGCAGAGGAUGGUGUAAAGCUUUUUAGGAGGAUGGUGGAAUCUGGGGUCAGGCCGAAUUCAUCAAGCAUGAGUAGUGUUUUGUUGGGUUGUAGUGAACUAUCAGCCUUGAAGCUGGGUAAACAAGUUCAUUUGUUUAUUAGUAAAUGCCCACUGCACUCAGAUGUGAAAGUAGGGACUUCGUUAAUUAGCAUGUAUUGCAAAUGUGGAGAACUGGAGGAUGCAUGGAAAGUGUUCAAUGAGAUGUUGCAGAAAGAUGUUGUCACUUGGAAUGCCAUGAUUUCAGCGUAUGCUCAGUAUGGAAAAGGUGAGAAAGCUCUUAGUUUGUUUGAUAAGAUGUGGAAUUGUGGGAUGAAACCAGAUCGAAUUACUUUCGUCGCUGUGUUAUCGGCUUGUAACCAUGCGGGAUUGGUCGAUGUAGGGGUUCAGUAUUUUUACACAAUGCAGAAGGAUUAUGGGGUUACAGCUAAAGAAGAUCACUAUACAUGUGUAGUUGAUCUUCUUGGUCGAGCUGGAAAGCUUGUUGAAGCUGUGGACCUAGUCAAAAGGAUGCCUUACAAACCUCAACCUGCUAUAUUUGGAAUUCUUUUGGGAGCUUGUAGAAUCCAUAAAAACUUGGAAGUAGCUGAGUUUGCUGCCAGGAACUUGCUUGAUUGUGAUCCCACCAGUGCAACUGGUUAUGUUCAGCUAGCUAAUGUUUAUGCAGCAAUGAACAAGUGGGACCGUGUUUCUAUGAUUCGAAAAUCAAUGAAGGGAAAUAAUGUUGUAAAAACUCCUGGGUAUAGUUGGAUUGAAGUAAAUAAUGCGGUUCAUGAAUUCAGAUCCGCAGACAGGCUACACCCAGAACUGGCAUCAAUACACAAAAAACUAAACGAACUGGAAAAGGAUUUGAAGGUGGCUGGGUACAUGCCAAAGUUUGAAUUUGCGUUGCAUGAUGUAGAUGAGGAGCAGAAAAGGCAAAUGCUGUUAUGGCAUAGUGAGAAACUUGCUAUUGCAUAUGGAUUGCUCAAAUUGCCAAUAGGAACUCCAAUCCGCUUAUUCAAGAACUUGAGGGUUUGCGGGGACUGCCAUCAUGCUACUAAAUUUAUAUCAAGAAUAGAAGGAAGAGAAAUUAUUGUCAGAGAUACAACAAGAUUUCAUCAUUUCAAGAAUGGUAUCUGCUCUUGUGGUGAUUAUUGGUGAGCUAGUCCAGUUCACCUUAAGGGGAACAAAUCAAGAUCAGCAGUAUCGCAACGUUAAAAUUGAAUGAACGACCAAUUUGUGAUCAAACAACAGUAUAAUUACAGUAUGAUGGCGCGAGCCAAGAUGAAUAUGAAGAGCCAGAGAAGUGAGCUGAAGAAAAAAAUAUAAUUCUUUUUCCCAAUCAUUAAUAUAAUAUAAAGAGUCCAAAUAUCAGAGCCAGACAGACACUGCCCACCAAAAUACAUGGUUGACUUUCUCUCUCUAGCUUUCUCUUUCUAGAAAUAGAUUGUUUGAUUGAAUCUCAUCUGGAAGAAGAAAGGGGAAGAUGCAUAGAUCUUCUAGCUCAAAUAGAGUCUCUGAACAUCUGUAUCCUCAGUUACCAGCAUCAGCAUCUUCACCAUCUUUGACUUUGAGACAAUCAUCAUCAGAAUUAUUUACUGAUGAAUUGCCUACUUUACAUCCCAAAUCAUACGUAGCUAUGAGACAGAAGGCUCGUCUCCAAAUUGCUGACUCAGCUAUCCAUAUCAUCCCCUUUAUAUUGAUCUUCUCUGUCCUUGUUCUCUGGUUCUUCUCGAAACCAGCAGUUUCUUGGUGAAUAGAGAUGGCAUCGAGCAAUGAAGGAGUUCAAGGUUUUGAUCCAGCUCAUACUUAUAUAGAUACAGGUACACCUCAAUAAUAAGUUCCGGGAGGAAAUCUAUAGGAUUUUUUUUUUAUAUUGUCAUGAUUUUUUUUGUAUCAUUAGAGAUGCAAAUCUUUUUAAUUUAUACAUGUUUCAUAUAGAAAAUUGCACACAUUGUUCAGUACUGGAAUACUAAUUCUCGAUAAAUGGACAUACCGAUUAUUUUUCCUUGUUGCCAA
This is a messenger RNA of Daucus carota subsp. sativus, 2907 nucleotides long. Its product is annotated as pentatricopeptide repeat-containing protein At4g16835, mitochondrial. Gene Ontology annotation, molecular function: protein binding; zinc ion binding. The coding region runs from base 94 to 2049 and encodes 651 amino acids. The record is from RefSeq and is a predicted model, not a curated record. The transcript has 2 exons. Lineage: Eukaryota; Viridiplantae; Streptophyta; Magnoliopsida; Apiales; Apiaceae.